AUGGGCACAACAACAAAUAUCGUUUGGUUACAAAAUGAACACGAUGAACCGAUUCCCAAUGAAUUGCGUUCCUAUACAGCUCUAUUCACUAGCGAAGAUGUUUGUUAUCAAUUUAUAUCUUCGUUACCGUCGACAUUACGUGGUUUAACACUUGUUAUUACUGAUUCAACUAUAUCGAUCGAUCGCUUGUUGAAAUUAAAACAAAUCUCGACUGUUUAUAUCCUUUCAUCGAGCAAAUCGCCUGUUAAAACUUCUUCGAAGAUUCACGGCUGUUACAAUGACCGGCAAUCAUUGAUUGAGCAAAUAGUCAUUGAUUUAAAUCGAACAAAGCUGUCACCACCGGGUUUUUUCAAUGGAUUUAUCGCACCAUUUCAAGGUUUCCUCUUUAUUCUUACACAUCCGUCGACAUGGAUACGAGCACUUGUUCCUGCGAUUAUUUUCACUCUUCUUCUUUUCGCGUUCUCAGUUCCAGGUGUUUGGGGAAUGCAUCUAUUUACAAAUCAUUUAACCCAACGAUACAACUCUCGUUGGAUGUACUACGGUAUAUGGAUGCUUCGGUUCCUGCUAUACGCAGUUGCCAUCUUCCUUUCAUUACUCUUGGCAUUUCUCACCGCACAGCCAUUGAGUUCACCAGCAUUGGAAAGUCUUGUUCGUGCUCAAGAACGCGAAUUGAAAUAUCCGAAUCGGCCUGAAGAAUCGUUCUGUGCAAGUGUAUGGCGAAGUAUUCGCGUCGCUCUUGUUUCAAUAGUUGUUUCGUGUCCCGUGCUACUCAUUUUAACAUUAACAGCAUUCUUCUUUCCACCGGCUGCUUUUCUCACAAUCCCACUGAAAUUUCUUUUCACCGGCUUCAUAAUUGCUUAUGAUAUCAUCGAUUAUCCUCUAUCAUUACACUUACUUGGUGUACGUGAACGAACGCCGUGGUUCAAACAUUACCGAUGGGCAACACUUGGUUUUGGUUUAUCGAUGGAACUUAUCUUUUUUAUUCCCGGCGCUUUUCUUCUUCUUCUACCGGCAGGUGUUUGUGGUGCGACGAUUCUCGUUGUUGCAGCAGAACGUGCACAAAUCGAACAACCUCUAUUACUUAUCGAAGCACCUAUCAAAUCGUAA
This is a messenger RNA of Adineta ricciae, 1107 nucleotides long. NCBI's taxonomy places the organism in Eukaryota, Metazoa, Rotifera, Eurotatoria, Adinetida, Adinetidae. The record is from the annotation of a GenBank genome assembly.